Messenger RNA from Hevea brasiliensis (rubber tree), 1821 nucleotides. Its product is annotated as protein GRAVITROPIC IN THE LIGHT 1. The record is from RefSeq and is a predicted model, not a curated record. The transcript is spliced from 2 exons. Bases 177 to 1574 code for a protein of 465 amino acids. Gene Ontology annotation, biological process: response to red or far red light; negative gravitropism. NCBI's taxonomy places the organism in Eukaryota, Viridiplantae, Streptophyta, Magnoliopsida, Malpighiales, Euphorbiaceae.
UGUAAUCUGUUAGUCAAAAUUAGUGAGUGCUUUUUCUUAUCACAUAUCAGUCACUUCCUUUCUAUCUCCCAAAAUCUCUUUCUUUCUUAGAACCUCUGUUCUUUGAAAUUUUUAUUUAAUUUUUUUUUUUUAUGAUCAAAACCACACCCACGUAACAUCUAAAACUAAAUCCAUCUAUGGAGACAAUCAAAUGCAGAUCAAUUCCCAGCAGCAACAAGAGCAAGAUUGCAAGAACUUUCCAAAAAGUCAUAAACCUUAAGACUGCAACAAGAAUUGCUUCCAAUAAUGGGAUUGGGAUUUGCAUGUUUGCUCCACAAAACAAAUUUGAAGAUGAUCCAACCACAAUCUACAAAUCCCAUAAUGCCUACAAGGAUGAUUCUAAAGCCAAGCGCAAGGCAUUGUUGGAUGCUUUAGUGGCCAAGGUAUUUGCAGGCAUCACUACCAUUAAAGCAGCUUAUGCAGAGCUUCAAAUGGCUCAGAAUCCUUACAGUAGUGAUGCUAUACAUGCCGCAGAUCAGGCUGUCGUGGAAGAGCUCAAGCUACUUUCUGAACUUAAGCGAAGCUUUUUCAAGAAUGAUCUUGAUCACCUCUCUCCACAGGUUACUCUUAUGCUUGCAAAUAUUCAAGAGCAACAGAGCUUGAUGAAGACUUACGAGAUCACCAUCAAGAAACUGGAAAUGGAAACUGAGGUUAAAGAGUCAGAUAUUUCUGCUCUCAAGAAACAGCUUGAUGAGUCCAUUGCUUUUAACAAGUCUCUAGAGAAGAAACUAAAUGAAAGUGGGCCUUUGUCGAUGUUUGAUAAUAUUCAGUUCUCAAUCUUAAACCCAACCCAUUUCGUUCAAUUCUUGCAUUCUGCUUUGAGAUCCAUGAGGAGUUUUGUGAAGUUGAUGGUUCGAGAAAUGGAUGUAGCUCAUUGGGAUAUUGAAGCAGCUGCAAAAGCAAUCGAACCUGAAUCCAUUUUUGCUAAGCCAACCCACCGUUGCUUUGUGUUUGAAUCAUUCGUGAGCAAAACAAUGUUCGAGGGUUUCAAUCAUCCAAAUUUUAUGCUCCCAAACGAAUCUCCACCGCCCAUGGAUCACCACCAUCACCAUCAAAGUGGUGAACACUACUUCAAUAAGUUCAAGAAGCUAAAAUCGGUGAACCCAAGACAUUACUUGACCCAAAAUCCAAUUUCAUCCUUCGCAAGAUUCACAAGGGCCAAGUAUCUCCAGCUUGUCCAUGCCAAAAUGGAAUGCUCUCUGUUUGGCAAUUUGAACCAGAGGAAGCUAGUGAACUCCGGUGGAUUCCCAGAUUCCGCUUUCUUUACAGCUUUUCUUGAGAUGGCUAGGAGAGUAUGGUCUUUAAACCUUCUGGCCUUCUCAUUUGGCGAAAAUGUUAGCAUUUUUCAGGUAAGCAAGAAUUCCAGAUUCUCUGAAGUGUACAUGGAGAGUGUAACCCACGAGUCUUUACUAGAAAAUGACAGUGUUGACGCCGGUCUCCGGGUGGAUUUCACAGUGGUUCCCGGGUUCAUGAUCGGUAACACUGUUAUACAGAGUCAGGUCUAUUUAUCGCCGGCGGCAUCUCUCCGCGUGUAGGUAACUGCGGCUUUCAAACGGGGGAUGGGAUGGUGGGUUAGCGAGAGCGAGAAUUUAUUUUAAGAUUUUUCAGUUGAAAAGGCAGUUAGCUGGCUGUGGAGGCGCGUGGGUGCAUGUACUUGUUACAUGGGGCAGCACUGGCGUCUGGACCCACACGUGAAAGUGGUCGCAGGUGUGGGGACAGGAGCUGGUGUCUUUGUAUUAUGACAGACAAGGAAACGCUGUGAAGGCAAAAAUUAUCUCAAAA